AUGGGUAUUGUCGUUGGUAUUGCUGGUGAGGUUGCAGCUGAUGCUGCUGCCGAGGCCGCUGCUGAAGCAGCAGCGGAGGCUGCAGGAGAGGCUGCAGCAGAAGCAGCAGGAGAAGCGGCUGCUGAUGCAGCUGCAGAGGCAGCAGCAGAAGGAGCAGGUGACGCAGCAGCCGAAGCUGCUGGCGAAGCGGCGGGAGAAGCAGCAGCCGAGGGAGCUGUAGACGCUGCUGUAGAUGAGGCAGCUGGCCAGGGAGCAAGUCAGAUCGUCAGGCAGGUGAUUAAGGCUGUUAUUAUUGUCACCAUGAUUGAGGAAGCUAUCCGAAACACCAUCAAAAUCGUUGAAGCUUACGAAGCCAAGGGUAGAAUAAAGAAAAUGCUCGAGCUGCUUCAGAAGGCUCUUAAAGACGCCAAAGACAACAUGAAGACGUGGAAUGACCAGAUCACCAAGGCCAUCAAGGAUGGAAAGCUGAAGGAGACAGUUAAGUUGCCUGACGGACUGGAGCUCAAUGUAGUGUCCAAGUCCAAGAAGAAGGACAUUGGAAAGAUCGAGGAUGCUGUCAAGAAGGCCAAGACCGCAUUCCUGAAGGCCGCUGAUCCUUUCCUGGAAACGGUGAAGACCUGGGAUGCCAAGGAUGAUGCCAUCAAGAAGGAGGCUGGUGUUGAUUUCCAAGUAGCCCAGCUUACAGCCAACAUCAAAGCCGUCAGGGAUAACGAUGCUUAA
This is a messenger RNA of Sycon ciliatum, 720 nucleotides long. RefSeq names its product paraneoplastic antigen Ma6F-like. The record is from RefSeq and is a predicted model, not a curated record. The transcript is spliced from 2 exons. Lineage: Eukaryota; Metazoa; Porifera; Calcarea; Leucosolenida; Sycettidae. The coding region runs from base 1 to 720 and encodes 239 amino acids.